Molecule: messenger RNA, 2701 nt
Organism: Aphanomyces invadans
Lineage: Eukaryota; Oomycota; Saprolegniomycetes; Saprolegniales; Verrucalvaceae
Product: urease, alpha subunit
Exons: 5
Coding region: 45-2612 (855 amino acids)
Biological process (GO): urea catabolic process
Cellular component (GO): urease complex
Molecular function (GO): urease activity; nickel cation binding
Source: RefSeq, a predicted model, not a curated record
CGUGUGACGAUCUUGCAAUCAUUGCCAAGAACGGGGAGAGGGCAAUGCGGCUAUCUCCAAGGGAGGUGGAGCACCUGCAGCUUCAUCAAGCAGGCGUCGUGGCGCAAAAACGCUUGGCGAGGAGCUUGCGCCUGAACUACGUGGAGACGGUAGCGCUGAUUGCAUCGCAAUGCUUGGAGCUCAUUCGAGACGGCCGCUCUGUGGCGGAAAUCAUGUCGUUGGGGAAGGCAAUGCUUGGUCUUCGCCAAGUCAUGGACGGUGUGUCUGCGAUGCUGCACGAUGUGCAAGUGGAAGGAACGUUUCCCGAUGGGACCAAGCUUGUGACAGUGCAUAACCCCAUUUGUCGCGUCGAUGGGGACAUGUCGUUGGCGUUAUACGGGUCGUUUUUCCCCGUGCCGUCUCUCGAAUCGUUUGGUCCUGCCGAACCCUCCGUCGACCUCAACAAGCAAAUCAUUGUGGUGGACGAUGAAAAUGGCAUUGAACUCAAUGGCGGGCGAGUGCCUCAGCGCUUGGUUGUGAAAAACAUGGGGGACCGACCAAUUCAAGUGGGGAGUCACUUCCACUUGAUUGAAACCAAUCCGAUCUUGGACAUGGAUCGCCGCCGAGCGUACGGUCAUCGUUUGAACAUUCCUGCCGGAACAGCCGUCCGUUUCGAGCCGGGGGACGUGAAGACUGUGUCUAUCGUCCCCAUCGGGGGACAUCGCGUCAUCUCUGGAGGUAAUAACGUCGCCACGGGACCUGUUGACCAGGCGUCCAUCGAUGGCAUCGUAUCUACCUUGGUGGGCCGAGGGUUCCUGCACACGCCGAUCGAUCCGACCGACGAGGAAUUGCAGAGUCGCCCGCCACCAUGUAUCAUGUCCCGGCAAACGUACGCGAGAACGUAUGGCCCGACCACCGGCGAUCGCAUCCGUCUGGGGGACACCUCUUUGGUCGUCCACGUCGAGAUGGACUUCACUGUCUACGGCGAUGAAUGUACAGUGCUGCAAACCACUCGCAUGCGGUGGCACUUUUACUUGUCGGUAGGCAAGUUUGGCGGAGGCAAGGUCCUUCGGGAGGGCAUGGGGCAAGCCACGGGAUGCCAUGCCGACCAAGUGCUCGACACUGUCAUCACGAACGCCGUCAUUGUCGACUACACGGGCGUGUACAAGGCAGACAUUGGAAUCAAACACGGGGUCAUUUGGGCGAUUGGAAAGGCGGGAAACCCGGACGUGAUGGAUGGAGUACAGGACGACAUGGUCGUGGGCGUCAAUACUGAAGUGAUUGCCGGCGAGGGUUUGGUUGUGACAGCGGGGGGGGUCGACACCCACGUCCACUUCAUUUGCCCGCAGCUGUUCGACGAAGCCAUUUCCAGCGGGCUUACGACGCUUGUGGGCGGCGGCACGGGUCCAGCAACAGGCACAAAGGCCACCACAUGCACGCCGCACCCAGACCACGUCAAGCGCAUGCUGCAAGCCACGGACGCGUGUUCGCUCAACAUUGGCUUCACAGGCAAAGGAAACACCGCGUCUCCCAUAGGUCUCCAGGAUGUCGUGAAUGCUGGCGUAGUCGGGCUCAAGCUCCACGAAGACUGGGGGACGACGCCGUCGUCGAUUCAUGUUGCGUUGGAUGUAGCCGACGCCAACGACAUCCAAGUCACCAUCCACACGGACACGUUGAACGAAUCGAGCUGCGUGGAGCAAACGAUCGCCGCAUUUGGAAAUCGCACGAUCCACACGUAUCACAGCGAAGGCGCCGGCGGCGGUCAUGCGCCCGAUAUCAUCACCGUGUGCGGUGAGCUUCAUGUGCUGCCGUCGAGCACGAACCCAACGCGGCCAUUCACAGUCAACACGAUCGAAGAGCACGUCGACAUGCUGAUGGUGUGCCAUCACUUGGACAAGAGCAUUGCCGAGGACGUGGCGUUUGCCGAGUCGCGCAUUCGGGAGGAAACAAUUGCAGCGGAAGAUAUCUUGCACGACAUCGGCGCUAUCAGCAUCAUCUCGUCCGACUCGCAAGCGAUGGGGCGCAUCGGCGAAGUCAUCACGAGGACGUGGCAGACCGCCGAUAAGAUGAAGAGGCAGCGCGGAUUCCUCCCGGAAGACGCUGAAACCGAGACGGACAACUUGCGCGUGAAACGGUACAUCGCAAAGUACACGAUCAACCCAGCGAUUGCCCAUGGGAUGGCUGACUGGAUUGGGUCGGUCGAAGUGCGGAAGUUGGCGGAUCUCGUGCUGUGGCAGCCCGAUCACUUUGGUGCGAAACCUGAGCUCGUUCUAAAGGGAGGGUCCAUUGUGUACUCGCAAAUGGGGGAUCCAAACGCGUCGAUUCCGACGCCACAGCCGGUGAGGAUGCGACCGAUGUUUGGUGCAAAUGGAAGGGCAGUGGGUGGGACGUCCAUUGCAUUUGUCAGUCGUGCGUGCAAGGAAAAGCAGAUUGCCAAAGGGUAUGGACUGGGGAAACGCAUCGAAGCCGUGACGAAGUGCAGGAAUUUGACCAAGAAACACAUGAAGUGGAAUGACGCGCUGCCCAAGAUCGAAGUGGACCCGGAGACGUACCAAGUCACGGUGGAUGGCGAAGUGCUGACGUGUCUGCCGUCCACUUGGCUUCCUCUUUCGCAGAAGUACUUCUUGUUCUAACCUUGCGCGCUUCUACCUUCCCUUCAGUCUUGCUUGAUCGUCGUCAAGCCAUGCAUGCAGUGCUGAGAAAAUUUGAAAGUGUGCCAGAA